AUGGAAGAUUUUAGCAAUGAUGAUAUCAAUUACUUUAUUGCAAAGUUAAGUGAAGACUGUUCAAAAUCAUUUUUUGAUAACUAUUAAGAUGAUUCCUAACUUUUGGGAAUGAGAUUGGAUGAAUAGUUAAUAAAAUAUAUUAGAGACAAAGAAGAGAUGAUGAAAACAAUGUUUGAUUUAUUAAAUUACAUUUUUAAAAAAUAGUAAAAAAUUCUUGCUGAUUAUGAAGAUCUGAAAAUUUAAGGUGAGCACAAUCUUUUGGUUUUGAAAUAAGAAAUAUAAUAAAAUCAAUAUUAAAUAGAACAAUUAUAAACUUUGAAUGAGGAAAAUUAGGAAAAAAAUUAGCAAUUUCUUGACUAGAUAGAAGAAUUAGAAAAUUAGUUACAACAAAAGAAAUCUGAAAUUUUAUAAAUCAAAAAAAAUGAAGGAAGAAUAAGCCAAAAUCAUUAAGUAUUUUAAUCCAAAUUAAUUUAAAAGGUUCAUGAAAUCAAAUUUCAAGAACAAAAAGAGUAAUUAUAGAGUCUCUAAGCUAAAGUACAAUAGCUUGAAAAAAAUAACAGUAGGUUUAAAAGCGAAGCCAUAGCCUCAUUUAAUUUAUUGAGAUAAUACGAAAUGAAAUAAAAGGAUUAUGAAGAUAAAAUUGAAAUUUUAGAAUUGCAAUUAAAAAGUAAUUAAAGAGAAAAAGAGAUAUUGUCUAAAUAAUAUGAGGAACUAUUCAAGAAUUAACAAUCGGAAAUUAUUACGUCUACUUAAAUUGACAUAACUAACAACUUUACUCACAACUCUCCUCAAAAAUCAACUCGAAAGAAUAGUAAUUAUUCGACCUAUAAUGAUCAUCAAACGAUUAAAAGGUUAAGGGGAUAGGGUGGUUAUUAGAAUUAGCCAAAAUUAGAAUAAAUCUAAAAAUAAAUAAAUAAUAUCCCUGAGUCUGAGAGCGAAUCUGAAGAUGACAAUUAAUUAAAUAGUGGAAAAACUUUAAAAUAGGAAAAGAACGAAAAAAAAAACAUUUAAAAAGAGUUGAAUAAUCUAAAAAUAAAAAUUGAAGAGUUAGAAAAAUAAAAGGCAGAAAUGGAAAAAGAAUUGUCUUAAAAUAAAGAAAUGAUCUCAAAUUAAGACACCAAAAUUAGAUAGUUAGAAACAAAUUAAAAAAAGAUGAAUCUAAAAUCAAAUUAGUUGGAGAAAAAGGUUAUAAAUUUAACAGAAGGUAAACUUAAUUAUUACUUUUAGAGAAAAAUGCCUUAGAAGAUUCUUACAAGUAAGAAAAAUCAUUAGAAUAAGAUUAAUUAAAGAAAUAGAGUGAAGAUUUUAUGA
This is a messenger RNA of Paramecium tetraurelia, 1311 nucleotides long. RefSeq lists its product as uncharacterized. The transcript is spliced from 5 exons. NCBI's taxonomy places the organism in Eukaryota, Ciliophora, Oligohymenophorea, Peniculida, Parameciidae. The record is from RefSeq and is a predicted model, not a curated record.